ACGUCCCCCGGAAGUUGUUCUUCUUCGUGGGAGGAGGAGAGUGUUGCUUAGUGCCACGUUGAUGGAGACCAGUGGGGACGUGGAAAUCUAUCUUGAGUCCGCAGCCGGGACCCGGUAGCCUCCUCUUCUGUUUUUACAGCCGCAAAUCCUUAAGCAGAACCGAAAGGGGAACUUGUACGGGUGGACGGCGUUUGUGUUUGUCACCUAUUUUAUGUGUGCGUUCAUGUAAGAAGGAGCAAAAGAGGGAAGGAUGAAACUUAAAGAGAUCAACCGCACAGCCAUCCAGAGCUGGAGUCCUGCACAGCACCACCCCAUCUACCUUGCAACAGGAACAUCAGCCCAGCAGCUGGAUGCCUCCUUCAGCACCAAUGCCUCCCUGGAGUUUUUUGAGCUGGACUUGACUGAGCCAUCUCUGGACAUGAAGUCAUGUGGCAGCUUCUCCUCCUCUCACAGAUACCACAAACUUGUAUGGGGUCCCUAUGGAAUGGAUGCCCAAGGUCACCCAUCUGGGGUCCUUAUUGCAGGAGGCGAGAACGGCAACGUCAUUCUGUACGACCCUGCAAAGAUCAUCGCUGGAGAGAGCGACGUGAUCAUUGCUGAGAGUGACAAGCACACGGGGCCGGUGAGAGCUCUCGACGUCAACCCAUUCCAGACAAACCUGGUUGCAUCAGGUGGGAAUGAGUCUGAAAUCUAUAUCUGGGACAUGAAUAACUUUGGCUCUCCAAUGACACCAGGACCUAAAACUCAGCCUCUGGAGGACAUCAGCUGUGUGUCGUGGAACAGACAGGUACAACACAUCCUGGCCUCUGCCAGCCCGAGUGGCCGAGCCUCAGUGUGGGACCUUCGCAAGAAUGACCUCAUUAUUAAAGUUAGCGACCACAGCAACAGAAUGCAUUGCUCAGGGCUGGCUUGGCACCCAGAAGUGGCCACUCAGCUGGUCUUGUCCUCGGAGGACGACCGGAUGCCAGUUAUCCAGAUGUGGGACUUACGUUUUGCUACCUCUCCUUUUAAGAUUUUUGAGAAUCACACAAGGGGUGUCCUGGCCAUCGCCUGGAGUCUGGCUGAUCCUGAGCUGCUCCUGAGCUGCGGGAAGGACAGCAGGAUCCUGUGCUGGAAUCCAAACACAGCAGAGGUGCUGUACGAGUUGCCCAUCAGCAGUCAGUGGUGUUUUGACAUCCAGUGGUGCCCCAGGAACCCUGCAGUGCUGUCGGCUGCAGGUUUUGACGGACACAUCGACAUCUAUUCCAUCAUGGGAGGUAGCAACCAGGCACAGAGCCAGAGACACGCUGACCAGAUUAGCAACUCGUUUGGGAACAUGGAUCCUUUUGGGACAGGACAAACUUUGCCCCCGCUGCAGCUACCCAAGACCACUGCCCCUCCAGCUACAAUCAACCCCCUGAAGAAGCCACCCAAGUGGAUCCGCAGACCUGUUGGAGCCUCGUUUGCUUUUGGUGGGAAGCUGGUAUCUUUGGAGAACACAAAGCCGAACCCUCAGCAGCCUCAGCAGCCCACUUCACAUGUUGUUCAUAUCAGCCAGGUUGUUACAGAAACAGCCUUUUUGAAGCGCUCCGAUCAGCUGCAGGCCACUCUGAGUGCAGGCAGCUUUGUGGAUUUCUGCCAGGAAAAGAUCGAUGCAGCUGAAAAUGAGUUUGAAAAGACUGUUUGGUCUUUCCUCAAGGCAAAUUUUGCAAGUGACAUUCGCAGCAAGUACCUGGAACUUCUGGGGUACAACAAAGAGGAGCUAGCCUUAAAGAUUUCAGCAGCACUAGAGGAAAAGCCUGCUGACCCUCCGCAGGUGGAGAUACCUGCUCCAGCCAGCCUGCAGCCUUUAGCAGACCUCAGCCUCGUGCCGCCUGCUGACACACCUGAGGCAGCGUUUGACAUGAUUGCUGCGGCAAACCUUCAGCCAGAAGCCACACUGGUACUAGACUCCACUCCUGAGGCAGCGUUUGACAUGAUUGCUGCGGCAAACCUUCAGCCAGAAGCCACACUGGUACUAGACUCCACUCCUGAGGCAGCGUUUGACAUGAUUGCUGCGGCAAACCUUCAGCCAGAAGCCACACUGGAACUAGACUCCACUCCUGACCCAGAGACUGAAGAGCCUGCAGCAGCAGCAGAUCCAGAGGACGCUCUCACCAGCGAACCAAAAGAAAAUGUGGAUCAAGUUCUCCCAGAGGAGGAAGCAGAGGAAGAGGAGAUCCUCUUGGAGGAGGAGACAACAGCACCAGUGGAGGAGGAGCCCAGUCCUGCUGAGACCUCAGCUCCAGUUGAGGAGCCCACUAAAGUUCCAGCUCCAGCUCCAGUUCCAGCUCCAGCCAAUACAGGAGGAGUCAGUCUCAGCAUCAGUCAAGAUGUGGACGGGCUGAUCACACAGGCCCUGCUGACCGGAGACUUUGAGGGAGCUGUGGAGCUCUGUCUCCAUGACAACCGAAUGGCAGACAGCAUCAUCCUGGCCAUCGCCGGAGGGGCCGAGCUCUUAGAGAAAACCCAGAAGAAGUAUUUUACGAAAACACACAGCAAGAUAACCAAGCUGAUCAGUGCAGUGGUGAUGAAAGACUGGCAUGACAUCCUGAAGACGUGUGACCUGCAGAACUGGAAGGAGGCUCUGGCUGCUGUCAUGACCUACGCUCAGCCUGAGGAGUUCUCGUCCCUCUGUGACCUUCUCGGGGACAGACUGGAGGCAGCAAAGAACGCCCAACUGCAAGCCCAGGCCUGUCUAUGUUACAUCUGUGCUGGAAAUGUGGAGAAACUUGUGACUUGUUGGACCAGAGCACAGAACGGACACUGUCCACUCUCUCUCCAGGACCUGGUGGAGAAGGUGGUGGUGCUGCGGCAUGCAGUAGAGCAGACCCAGCGCUCUGGUCCCACUGCUAUUGGCAUCCUGCUGGCUGAGAAGAUGAGCCAGUAUGCCAACCUGCUGGCCUCCCAGGGCAGUCUGUCCACUGCCAUCACCUACCUGCCUGACAACACCAACCAGGUUGCCAUACAGCAGCUUCGUGACCGUCUCAGUUGGGCUCUGGGGCAGCAGGCGGUGGCUCCUGCAGCUCCGGUACAAACCCAGAGACCUCAGUCUCGGCUGCCCGCCGCCACUCCUGCUCAGCACGGCUCAGCCCUGCCCCGGCAUCCAUUCACCCCGGUCCAGCCCGCCAUGGUGCCUCAGCCCGCUGCAGCAGCUCCAGUACCUGCUGCCUCCGCCCCAGCACAGCCGCAGUAUUACCAGCCAGUGAGGGCUGCCUCCACUGUCACCUCCUGGAGUAACCAAACUCCAACAGCCCUCCCCAAUGUCCCUCCUCCUCUACAAGUAGGCAGCGCCUCAGACCAGCAGGCGGAGCCUUCAAACCCCAUGUACGGGAUGCCACCCUCCGGCACAGCUGCUGCACCUCCACCCUCCUCCACUCCUGCAUACAUGUACUCCCAUCAGUACCAGCCCUACCCCCAGGUCAGCCAGUACCCACCUGGAGCUGGGGGGGCACCUAUCUAUCAGCCUCUUCAGUACUCCUCGGCUGCUGCUCCUCCUGCAGAGCCCCCUGGCUUUCUCUCUCAGUACACACAGCCCCUCCCCCCUCAGCCAGCACCUCCGUUCUAUCCGGGACAACCUCCCAUCAGCCAGUGCCUGUCCUCCUCUCCUCCCUCUUGUUCCCCUUUCUUUCCGACCUCCUCCUCCUCCUUUUCCGCUGCUCCACCCUCCGGAGCGUCUUUCCAGCAUGGCGGGCCGGGAUCUCCUGUGUCGUACAUGCCUCUUCCUCCACCGAGCGGAGUCUCAGGUACACAGCUAGACCCUGACCCCGGGCUGAUCCCCGCCUCGCAGAGAACAGGACCUCAGAAUGGCUGGAAUGACCCUCCGGCCCUGAGCAGAGCAUCAAAGAAGAAGCAGGUUCAAGAGAAUUACACCCCUCCUGCCCCCAUCACUGCUCCCAUCAUGGCUCCGCUGGGCAGUGACCCUCAGGCCCAGCCGGUAUCCUCCGGGGCCCCUCAGGGCAUGGUCCAGGGCCAGCACGGUGCCCAGGUACCCUACUCAGGCAUGCACCAUCAGCAGCUUUCCCCUCCACCCAUGAACCCUGCAAUGCCCAAGACCAGUAUGGAGGGGGCACCAGGAGCACCUACUGGAGAUGUUAUACAGCCGCUGCAGUCCAUCCCUGCUGAGAAAAUCAUGAAGAAGCCCAUCCCCGAUGAGCACCUGGUCCUGAAGACCACAUUUGAGGGGCUCAUUCAGAAGUGCUUAGCUGUAGCUACCGACCCUCAAACUAAGAGGAAGCUUGAUGAUGCCAACAAACGCCUGGAAGCGCUCUACGACAAACUCAGAGAGCAGACGCUCUCUCCUGCCAUUGUAGGAGGACUUCAUAACAUAGCCAGGAGUAUAGAGUCCAGAUCCUACGGGGAGGGCCUCAACAUCCACACCCACAUAGUCAGCAACAGCAACUUCAGCGAGACGUCAGCGUUUAUGCCCGUACUCAAGGUGGUGCUGACACAAGCCAACAAACUCGGGGUCUGAUCGGGCAGAAAAUCCCAACUCCAAACUCCUCCGAGUCUUGGACGGCGGAGAACGACUGGUCAGGGGUCGAGCUUGUUUCACAGGGAGCUGCAUUUGACUCACAGCGCAAAUGACGAAGAAUUUUGAGAUGUAUGAAAAUCCUGUUAAAUUCUUCUUCGUGCCAUUCAUGUUUUCUGACACAACUCAAACACAAGCCAUGCUAUCAGUUGCACUCAGUGGUGAAAGUAAAUUCUGAGCCCUGUGCAAACAAACGCACACAACAAAUAAAGGGCUAGAGACUGUUUAAUUCAAGUACCACCUUAAUCUACCAACAUGCUAACAAGUUCCACUAAACAUUUGUUUUGAAAUCAAACUUGGAUGUAGAAAUAAAUAUAAAUAAAUAUGGAAAAACCUCAUUUACAGACCGGUAUUAAUCAGGAAUGAAAACAAAAAUAGGAAAAGCAAUAGGAGAUUUGGGAAUUUUAAGGGCAUUUCUAUCCACUUGUGUUGAGAUGAUCAAAAUAAAUGUAGUCAAUUUAAAGAAUAAAGUUCUUCUCAAUGAAUUAAGUAUUAAUAGCAGACUGCUGAUACAGCAGUGCAGCAUGCUUUUAGCUCACAACUGCGCGAUCAUGCAAACAACAAUUAUUUAAGAAAUAUUAGCUUGUUCAUCUUUAUAGUCUGUCAAUAUUUGUGCACUACAAUAAUGCUCAGAUACCUUAUAAUCCAUAAACACAUAGAAUUUCCUCUUUAAAGUACAAAAUCAUGCUUUAUUUUUACAUAUAAAUGCAUCGUUGCCUGCAUGCACUUUGCAGUAGACCUGCAAAUGAAGCUACAGAUAAGUGAGAGAUUAUAGAGAAGAUGUCCAUUUUAACAGCAAGAGACAGAAUAUGGAUUAAUUUAAAAACAGGCAUAUCAGAUUGGCCGUCAAAACCAAUAGACCAAUAUUAAAAUUGACGCUUCAAGUGCCAGUUUAUUUAAAAUGUGACUAAUAUGACUUUUGUUAGUACUCUAAACCCCUCUUUCUGCUUUUACUGGCUUACUUUCACCCCUGGUGUCACUACAUACAACACGUUGGACCAAGAUGUUGUCAGUGUGUGGGAUAUGUCAAUGCAAAGCAAUGCAGUCCCAUUUGUUGAGGAUGUUUAAUGUUGUUUUAUUUCAUUUUAUUGUUUGUUUUUUUUUCAGUGUAAUCAUGAGGCUCAGCAGAGUGCAAUGGACUUUUAAAAAGAGACAGUGCUUUUAUGGAAUUUUAAAGUAUGCAUGCUUAAACAAAUGCUAGCAGUCGUCUUUAAUGGCAUUCGAGGUAAUUGUCUGCUAAUUAAUCAGACCUCAGAAGGAAACUGGAAGAAGACUUGUUCUUGAUUUUCAUUCCAACUAUGAUGAGGGCUGUAGUCUGAGUGGUCAACCUCAGUUCAUGUUGUUAAUAAAGGAAAACAAGACUUUGUUUUAGAUCGACUACAUGCAAUAUUUUCAAUAAAUAGUAUUUAUUUACAA
Molecule: messenger RNA, 5965 nt
Organism: Siniperca chuatsi (mandarin fish)
Lineage: Eukaryota; Metazoa; Chordata; Actinopteri; Centrarchiformes; Sinipercidae
Gene: sec31a
Product: SEC31 homolog A, COPII coat complex component
Exons: 28
Coding region: 251-4492 (1413 amino acids)
Biological process (GO): endoplasmic reticulum organization; COPII-coated vesicle cargo loading; intracellular protein transport
Cellular component (GO): COPII vesicle coat; endoplasmic reticulum exit site
Molecular function (GO): structural molecule activity; protein binding
Source: RefSeq, a predicted model, not a curated record